Molecule: messenger RNA, 783 nt
Organism: Helianthus annuus (common sunflower)
Lineage: Eukaryota; Viridiplantae; Streptophyta; Magnoliopsida; Asterales; Asteraceae
Exons: 3
Coding region: 24-542 (172 amino acids)
Biological process (GO): regulation of transcription by RNA polymerase II
Cellular component (GO): RNA polymerase II transcription regulator complex
Molecular function (GO): DNA-binding transcription factor activity, RNA polymerase II-specific; RNA polymerase II transcription regulatory region sequence-specific DNA binding; protein dimerization activity
Source: RefSeq, a predicted model, not a curated record
UAUCCACUGUAACACAAAUCAAUAUGAGGAGUGGUCGCUCAUCUUCUCACACACCACCGGCAACCAAAGAGAAGCUACGCAGAGAUCGUAUGAAGGACCUCUACUCCACACUUGCUACUCUUCUUCAUCUUCAACCAUAUGAGAGAAAGUCGUUGCCUGAGUUCUUGGAUCAAGCGACGACAUCACUGAAACGGUGGAAAGAGAGAGUAGAGAGAUUGAAGGUUAAAAAAGAAGAGCUACAAAAGGAAAUUAAUGUGAAAGGGGAGUCGAGCAAUAAGGAACCAAGGUUGCAGGUGGUUCGAGUGACGGAAUCAGUGGAUCUGAAAUUAGAGGUUAACAUGAUAUUGAUGGUGAAUAACAAGAGGGUGGUGCCAUUUGAAGUUUUGAGAGUCAUAGAGGAAGGUGGUGCUGAUAUUACGAGUUCUAGUUUUUGUACUAUCGGUGAUCGCAUCUACUGUACCGUUCAUGCUCAGGCUUUUCAAGCACGUUUAGGGUUCGACGCCAAACUAAUUGAAUCGCGAUUGAUGGAACUGGUUUAUUAGCUCAGACGUUCGGACUUGGAUUUAGCCAUAUUUACUUAAAAGUUUUUUCAUUUGAUAGUGAAGUAGACAGUCAUUAAUUUGACUGAUUUACUGUGAUGUUGAUUAUCAGAAAUGUUGUACAAAAUUUACUCUACAAGUAGUUUCUGGUAUGAUUGUGAUUAUUUUCUACUUUUGUUAAGUAUUUAUGCGUUUUAAUAUGUAAGUAAUUCGUGAGACAUCAGACAUUUGUUGGGGUGUUUGA